Molecule: messenger RNA, 2451 nt
Organism: Penicillium chermesinum
Lineage: Eukaryota; Fungi; Ascomycota; Eurotiomycetes; Eurotiales; Aspergillaceae
Exons: 6
Coding region: 1-2451 (816 amino acids)
Biological process (GO): proteolysis
Cellular component (GO): cytoplasm
Molecular function (GO): calcium-dependent cysteine-type endopeptidase activity
Source: RefSeq, a predicted model, not a curated record
AUGGAGUAUGAGGAGUAUUUCGACGGCAGGUCCUCGCGCUCUAACAGCCGCAGCCCGAACCCCCGUUCCCGUUCGCAGGCCCCGCAGGAGUCCGUGAGGCAGUUCUGGGAGCAGUUCAACACCAAGUAUCCCGGCAAAGUGUACACUAUCUUGCCUGAUAAUCCGUAUGCGCGGACAAGGGCUAAGCGUGUGCCCAAUGGCGUUGUCCAGGGCCACGAUGCUGUGAAGUCUUACGAGCAGGCUCGCCAAGAAUGCGUCAACGCUGUGGACCGCAUUGUAAAGGAGUGCCAGCGUGUCAAUCAGAAGUAUACUGAUCCUCAUUUCGACAUCGAGGUGGAUCUCAAAUCCGGGCGUAGAUAUUAUCUAGACGGAUUGGAUUCGGCAAACGAUGAAAUGAGGCCGCGUGGUGUGAAGCGGGUUUCGGAAAUUUUUGAAAAGCCACAGUUUUUCAUCAAUGGCCCUUCGGCAUCCGAUGUUCGUCAGGGUAAUGACGGAGACUGCUGGUUAAUGGCGGCCCUGUGUACCAUGGGGAACAAAGAGGAGCUGAUCAAGAAGAUCUGUGUCGCGCGAAAUGAGAGGAUCGGUAUCUACGGAUUUGUGUUCUAUCGCGACGGCGAGUGGCAGCAAUGUAUCGUCGACGAUAAGCUCUAUCUGCGAGCUGCAGACUACGAUGAGUCUGUAGAAGAGCGUCCCUUGUGGGACGAUAUCAUCCGCAGUGACACUGAAGAAGAGUACCGGCGGGUCUGGCAGACAGGCUCGCGAGCGCUCUACUUUGCCCAGUGCGUCGAUCCUAAUGAAACUUGGCUUCCGCUCCUGGAGAAAGCGUUUGCAAAGGCCCAUGGGGAUUACUCCGCUAUUGAGGGUGGAUUUGUGGGAGAAGCCAUCGAGGAUCUCACCGGAGGCGUCACGUCGGAGAUCCUGUCAAAUGACAUCUUGGACAAAGAUAAGUUCUGGAAGGAAGAGCUGAUGAAAGUCAAUGAGGAGUUUCUGUUUGGUUGUGGAACUGGACUGUUCUCCAAUUGGCUGGACCCGAAGUAUAAGGGACCCCCGCGCGAUCGGAAGGGCAUUUCAGAAAACCACUCCUACUCCAUCAUGGAGGCUCGCGAGAUCAAGGGCCAUCGUCUGCUUCGACUGCGGAACCCAUGGGGCAAGAAAGAAUGGCAUGGCGCCUGGGGCGAUGGAUCUGAGCAGUGGACCGCCGAAUGGAUAGAGCUGUUAGGCCACAAAUUUGGCAACGACGGAUUUUUUUGGAUUGCAUAUCAGGACCUCCUGAAAAAGUAUCAGCAUUUUGACCGGACGCGCCUAUUCGGACCUGAAUGGACGAUUACCCAGCAGUGGACAACACUGCAUGUCCCCUGGUCUGCCGACUAUCACAGCACCAAAUUCAUCAUGAGUGUAACUCGAAGCAGCCCUGUCGUGAUUGUUCUAUCGCAGCUUGAUACUCGUUAUUUCCAAGGGCUUGUAGGCGAGUACACCUUUGUCCUCAAAUUCCGCCUCCAAAAGGAGGGUGAAGAGGACUACAUAGUUCGCAGCCACAGCCACUUCAUGGGCCGGUCCGUCAACGCCGAGCUCGAUCUCGAUCCAGGACGAUACCAAGUUCUCAUGAAAGUCACCGCAUUCCGCGACGAAGAGGCAGACUCGACUGAAGAGAUUGUGCGUCGUCUCGCCCCAACCCGACGUGAGAAGCUGGUGCAAGUCGGGCUCUCCUACGAUCUAGCUCACGCCAAGGGUCUCGUAGGAGAGACCGAAGCCGAGCGUCACGAAAACGAGCGACGAAAGGCAUACGAGCGCAGGAAGCUGCGCGAUGAGACCAAGCGAAGGCUUCAAAAAGAAUGGAUUCGAGAGCGCAAGAUGGCCGCGCGGGAGCAGCGCCAGGCUGCGCGCCGUUCCGGCCAGAUGCCUAUGAUGUGUGAGCGGGCUCCCGAGCGUACCACCAUUCCAGGCCAGGUUUUCUCCGAGGGAACAACCCAGUCGCCGGAUGACCUGAGUAGCUUCUCCAGUGGUGACAGCGAGCGCAAAGCUACGCCGACCAGCUCUGUUCCGAAGAUCCAGUUUAAUGGCCUUCAUGCCCGCCAUGCCAGCACGUCCUCCAGGUGGAAGCGUGGAGAAUCGCCGCGUCCUAGUCUGAAUACUAGGCUGGCUACGGAGAACCUGGAUGUGAACGACCUCGAGCUGCUGGAGGGAUUUGAGUUUGAUAGUGAUCUAGAUAUGCCUCCGGAGGAUGUUGAACCCAACAUGAAGCAACCGCAGCCACCGCCGGAGUUUGAUGGGCCUGCUCCUGAUCCUUGGAAUGCGGUCUGCGUGGUCGGCUUGCGGGUUUAUUCGAAAGACCCGAAGCUCAGUCUCGAAGUCAGGCGUCCUCCACCCGGAGCUGAUGAAGCUCCUCUCGACCGUGAUGACCCUGCUGCUUCGGCAACACUUGAAAAGAGUUUCUGGGGUGUUCAUAUCUAA